Messenger RNA from Pararge aegeria (speckled wood butterfly), 426 nucleotides. RefSeq names its product larval cuticle protein A2B-like (gene CPR69). The transcript has 2 exons. Gene Ontology annotation, cellular component: extracellular matrix. Lineage: Eukaryota; Metazoa; Arthropoda; Insecta; Lepidoptera; Nymphalidae. The record is from RefSeq and is a predicted model, not a curated record. Bases 1 to 426 code for a protein of 141 amino acids.
AUGAACAACAAGAUUGUAGUAUUCAUCUGCGUAGUAGGUAUUGCCUACGGUAGUGUCCUAGCCCCAGUCCCAUUAGCUGCACGCGUAACUGAUGUUCUACCUCAAUACUCCUACGGCUAUGAUGUCCAAGACUCCCUAACUGGCGACUACAAGGGUCACCAAGAACAAAGAAACGGCGACCUAGUGACCGGCUCGUACUCAGUUGUAGACCCUGAUGGUACGAGGAGGAUUGUUGACUAUACUGCUGAUCCGUUGAAUGGGUUCAACGCGGUGGUCCGUCGUGAACCGCUAGUCGUCGCUGCUGCUAAAGUGAUUGCCCCAGCGCCAAUUGUAGCUCCGGCUCCGCCACCUGUUUACGCAAGAGCACCCUUCUUCGCUCCAGGGCCCGCACCACUUCUAGCCCCAAGACAACCCUACUACUUUUAG